This is a messenger RNA of Vespa velutina, 1639 nucleotides long. Its product is annotated as E3 ubiquitin-protein ligase MARCHF2-like. Lineage: Eukaryota; Metazoa; Arthropoda; Insecta; Hymenoptera; Vespidae. Gene Ontology annotation, molecular function: ubiquitin-protein transferase activity; zinc ion binding. Gene Ontology annotation, biological process: protein ubiquitination. The transcript is spliced from 4 exons. The record is from RefSeq and is a predicted model, not a curated record. Bases 438 to 1235 code for a protein of 265 amino acids.
CUUUUUUUAACAGGAAUCUUUCUCACUUAUAAAAGAAGACUUUCGUUAAAAAAAAUAUUAGAAACUCUGAUUAUAAUGAAAAUAUAUACGUAAUAUAAUAAUAUAAUAAUUUUUAUUGACAUAAUGCGUUAAGAGAAAUGUUAGAAUUCCAUCGCGAUAUUAACAAAGUCCGAACGUUUAUUAGUCCGAACGGAACAAAACAUCCUGUCAUUGUCGUCAAUGUCAAGGAUAACUGUGUGUCGUUAAAGGUAUGGCAAAGUAAGAAACUACUAAAUAAUUAGACGUUAAAGGGAAAGCGGUAUUUCGAAAUACGACUGCUUUUACGUGGUAAACGCGGAAAGUAUUCGGCAACAUCCUGCGUCUCGAACGUGUUGCCAUUUCCCGCGAUAAUUUUAUGAUAAUAGACGUGAUAACGAACGGUUCUAAAGUAUACGUAUAUGAUGGAAUCCAAACGAAGCAACGCACCAACAAUAACUACGUCGUCCGUCGCCGUCGGAGCGACGGACCAGCCGAGAACGAUCGUCUCAUCGACAACUUUGUCGCCUUUCUACCGACCUAACAUGACGCCGGAUAAACAAAGCUGCCAUUCUAUUGUUUAUUGUCGAAUUUGUCACGAAGCAGACGACAGUAUCGAGGAAUUAAUAGAUCCAUGCGAUUGUACCGGUAGUUUAGGUUUGAUACACGCGAGUUGUUUAGAAAAAUGGUUAUCCUCAUCAAACACCGAUCACUGUGAAAUCUGCAAGUAUGCUUUUGUAAUCGAGAAGAAGAAGAAACCUUUAUGUCAGUCAUGUUGCCAAUGGUGGAGGAGUAAAAGUGCUUAUGGACCACAAGGAAUCACAGGCGAUGUGAUCUGUUUGAUAGUACUCACGCCUCUAUGCGUAGUGGCUACUUAUUUGUGUGGAAUCGGUGCAAAUGCAUACACACGACUCGGUUUUUGGGAGGGUAUUGGUCUCGCUAUACUCUGUUGUAUGCUUGUCAUUACAUUCUUUUUAUGGCUGAUCAUUACUAUAAGAUUUCAUUGUAUAUCGUUGAUACAGUGGCGUAAACGAAAUCCUGAUGUGAAGCUAAUCGUGAAACAUAAAUCGCAAACGGCUCAUAUAAAAGCUUAUUGGAUAACCAGUAAUGAUAGAAAUAACGAUAGAUCUAAUAACAAUCCUUUCACAUGCUUUCUCACCACUUUCGGAGACAAUGAUGAUUCUUUUUACAAUAUACAACAGCAGAUGACAUUCGUUUAAGCGUUUUAGUGAAAUUUUAUCAUUGUAUUAUUUUGUCAUAUAAAAAAAAAAAGAAAAAAAAAAGAAAAAAGAAAGAAAAAAGUAAGAAGAGAAAGAGCAUAUGUAUAUUCGCAAAUAUAGUAAGGAAAGACUACAGAAGUCGCAAAAAAUGUGAGAACUCUUCCACGAUAUGAAAUAUUUUAUGAAGAAACUAUUUUUAUCGAACUGUGAUUCUUUUUUUAUUCUUAAGAAUGAAUACACUAUUAUCUUUCACUAAGGAUCACGUCGAUUUAGAAAGUGAAAAGAUUUUUUUAUUUGAAUAUAGAAAAAUCGUUAAUAUAAUUAUUGGUUGAUGAAAAUCUUAGAAUUGUCAGUACCUGAUCGUGUAAACAAAAUGGUUUUCUUAUAAAGCGAAAAUUUCUUAA